Messenger RNA from Arabidopsis arenosa, 926 nucleotides. NCBI's taxonomy places the organism in Eukaryota, Viridiplantae, Streptophyta, Magnoliopsida, Brassicales, Brassicaceae. The record is from the annotation of a GenBank genome assembly.
ACCUUAACGACGAAGCCCGCUACUUGCACAAAAGUCAAAAAAGCCCCCACUUACUUUCCCUCUAUAUAUAUAUAUAUCAUCUCCUACACAAACAAAAACAAACACAAACCUUCUUCAAUGGAAGAUUGGUGGUUUUCAUGGCUCUCGAGAACAAACCUUGAACCUUCUCUCAUCCACGAAUACGGUCUUUCCUUCUCUCAGAACGAGCUCGAACACGAAGACAUCUCUUACUUCAACCACGAGUUUCUCCAGAGCAUGGGAAUCUCCAUUGCCAAACACCGUCUCGAGAUUCUCAAACUCGCUCGUCGAGAUCGUAAGAACACUCCUCCUCUCACCUCUCGAUCCAUCUCUAGAAUCGUGACUGCGAUUAAGAAAACCAGGAAAUGUUUCUCCGAUCACGUACGCGCCUGGAUCCGCCGUGAAGAAGAGUCGUCGUCGUCUCGAGCUCUGGUGUUAGUGCCGAAGAAGACUAGCAGCAGCGGGAUUGGGAAGUGGAGAGGUGGAUUUCUGAAGAGGAACAAGAGAUCUGUGAUGCCGAGCAAUGGAAAUGGCGGAUUCGAGAAGCAAGAGAGGUUGUUGUUGACCAAUGGGACUCCUUGUAGAAUCGAUAGCUUCUCAAGUCCCAUGGUUUUCGAUUACAGUUUCAAGGAUGAGAAACUUUCUGCUCAAGAUACUUAUUUUGAAGACAUCAAAUGGGAUUCAAUGUUUCAGAAUCUCAAACCUACUUAGAGAAAAAUCUCCCAAGUUCUGUUCUGUUUUGGAUUCAAGUUCUUCUUCUUUCUUUAUAUCAGAUUGAUGGUGAGAGAUGAGGUUUUAGGGUUCUUCCACCAUGGUUUCUUGAUAUUUUUGUCUUUGUGUGUUGGAGUGUGUGAUUAGGCUAAUUAUUUUUUGUUAGUUAACAAUUAGAAAAAAGAAUUUGAGUGGAG